This is a messenger RNA of Ziziphus jujuba (common jujube), 2649 nucleotides long. RefSeq lists its product as uncharacterized. The transcript has 6 exons. The record is from RefSeq and is a predicted model, not a curated record. NCBI's taxonomy places the organism in Eukaryota, Viridiplantae, Streptophyta, Magnoliopsida, Rosales, Rhamnaceae. The coding region runs from base 438 to 2513 and encodes 691 amino acids.
UAAAAAUAAAUACCGCUCCACUGGCCCUUUGUUGCUUUUUGGCCUCACUGGUUUUUCUCUACGGCCAUGCCUUUUACUUUUCUCCGUUCACUACCAAAUACAGAAAAGGCUCGCAGCUCAAACGCUCGACAACGUUUGCUCGUCCCUUCCGUAGCCAUUAUUUUAACUCUAUCUACUUUCUUUUAUUUCUCUUUAGUCUCUCUUCCUCCCACCAAAGCCAACGCUCUUACUUUAUAAAAUCUCUGGUUCUGUCUCCAAAACCCUUCUAGGGUUUAUAAAUUUUGGCUAUUUUGAAAACUUUGGAUUUUUUUUUUUUUUAGAUUUUUUGGGACACUGGUUAAGUAAAUUCAAGGAAAGUUCCUGAAUCGAAAAAGCUUUUUUUGAGCUAGUUUUGGGGGCUGCUCGUAAUAUGCAAUUUCAUUAUAAGCAUAGCAAUAAUGAUUGAGAAAGCAAAGAAGCACAAAAAAGGUUCAAUCAGUGAAGAAGACAUUGCCACUGUCUUACGGAGGUAUACAGCGACUACAGUGUUGUCAUUGCUCCAGGAAGUGGCUCACUGUACGGACGUGAAGAUCGAUUGGAAUGCGCUGGUGGAGAGGACUUCAACUGGGAUUACUAAUCCCAGAGAGUAUCAGAUGCUAUGGCGCCAUUUAGCUUAUCGUGGAGCUUUUCUUGAUAAAAUUGAGGAUGAGGCUCAACCUCUGGAUGAUGAUAGCGACCUAGAAUAUGAAUUGGAAGCUUUUCCUGCUGUUAGUAGUGAAGCUUCAACUGAGGCUACAGCAUGUGUGAAGGUGCUGCUUGCUUCUGGUUUACCAAGUGACUCCAGUCUUCCUAAUGGUCCAACAGUUGAAGCUCCAUUGACCAUAAACAUACCUAAUUUCCAGUCAUCUAGGGCUUUAGAAAGUUUGCAACCUCCUUGUUCAAUGCAAGGGAUGAAUAUUACGGUUCCUGUUUCUGUUCAGAAACAGCCUGCCCCUUCAGGAACAGUUGCUGAAGGAUCAGAUGCAAGUGGACCAGCUAGCAGCAGCAUGUUUCCUAGAAGGAGAAGAAAACCAUGGUCGGAGGCUGAGGAUAUGGAACUAAUAUCAGCUGUGCAGAAAUGUGGUGAAGGGAAUUGGGCAAAUAUUUUAAAAGGGGACUUCAAGGGGGAUAGAACUGCUGCACAGCUAUCACAGAGGUGGGCCAUUAUUAGGAAGCGACAUGGCAACUUGAAUACAGGAGGCAGCUCGACUGGCACACAACUUUCUGAGGCGCAGUUGGCAGCUCGUCAUGCAGUGUCCUUAGCCCUGAAUAUGCCAGUUAAAAACCUAACGGCUAAUGCAAUUGGUAUUGGCAGUGGAACAAAUGCCACCAGUAACUUCGCAGGAAUAAAUGCUACCAGUAACCUAGCCAGAGCAAAUGCCACUAGUAACUCGGCUGGAGCAAAUGUCACUAAUAACUCUGUUGGAACAAAUGCCACAGGCAACUCAGCUGGAAUGAACGCAGCUAGUAACUCUCUACGUCCUACUUUUUCUUCUGAAUCUUCAGUAGCUGGCAGCAGCAGCAGCUUUGCACAAGCACAAAAACAGUCUCAGCAAAGUGUUGUUGCAGCGAAACCGUCUCCAGCAGGCUCAUUGGGUUGUGCUGCAAAAUCUCGAAUCAUCACCAAAAAGCCCUCGGUUAAGUCUGUUUCCAACUCAGAUGCUACUGUAAGAGCCAUGGCAGUUGCUGCUGGGGCACGCAUUGCUUCUCCAUCGGAUGCAGCAUCACUGUACAAGGCUGCACAGGCAAAGAAUGCUGUUCAUAUUAUGCCCACAGGUGGUGCUCCUAUUAAAUCGUCUGUGCCUGGGGGAGUGGCCAACAACCCAGAAGCUCAUCCUAAUGGACGCUACAUCUGUCCUGGCAUGUCAGCUACGCCAGUUUCCCCCUACCCAGCUGCCUCAUCCAGUGCCUCACACUCGGGUUCAGUUAAAGCUGUCUCAUCAACAACUCAGCAUACUGUAUCUACUGAUCCUGCAUCACUAAAUGUGUUGUCUAAACAAACUAAUGAAGAAAGCUGUACUUUGGUCGGUGAACCAUCAAUAGAGGAGGUUAAGAGUACAGAGGAGCGCACAGUUACUGUGCCUGGUGAUUCUACAAAAGAUAAAAUACAAGGAGAUGGAGUUUGUGUCUCGGUAAAUGUGCAGGAUGAGCUAGUCCAGGAAGAUAAAGUGGGUUCACCCAAACAGGAGGCCAAGCUAAAAGUAAAUGAUGCAGAAGCUGAUGUUGAGAAUCCUGUUAGUUCAUUGAAUGUGAAGACAGCUGAGAGCAAUCAUGAAGCUGUCAUUGACAUCAAGCCUAAAGAUAGGCCAAGUGAGAAUGGUGUCAAGAUAUCUGGUUCACCUGUUAUAGGAGAUGAUAACCAUUCUACAGCAAAGGAAAAUUGUGAGAAUCAAAACAAAAAUGAGAUGAAGGAAGAUAUCCCAGUCAGAGUAUCAGAUGGAUGCAGUGAAAAAUUGGAGACACUGGGAAAAUAUGAGGCUGGGAAUGAGAUUUAGGAGGAAAUUCUUUAUUGGGUUUUGGAUCGAAUUGUUUAGUAAAACGUGUAUUGUAUAGUUUGCAAUUAAAGAAUAUUUGUGGAAUUAAAAGACGGUACAAAUCUCUUUGUUAAUGAUGUAAAUUCUUUUUAUUUUC